UUCUGCUAUAAUCCUUAUCAAUCUUCUACUAUAAUCCUUAUAAAAACAAUCCCUAGAAGAUUGAAGCUGGCACUUCAAUCGUUCCUCAACAAUCUAGACCCUAAUCAGCUACACUUUCUCUCUCUAGUUUUUGCUGGAUUCUGCAUCAUUGUUCCAAAUCAAUGGCCGGAAAAGGGAUGGGUCGGGCAAUCGGAAUAGAUUUGGGGACGACGUACUCGUGUGUCGGAGUGUUUUGUCCAUUCCGCGAACGCGUCGAGAUAAUUGUCAACGAUCAGGGUAAUAACACGACACCAUCCUACGUCGCCUUCAACGACACCGAGCGCCUCAUCGGCGAUGCCGCCAAGUUCCAAGUCCUCGGCAACCCUAUCAACACCAUCUUCGAUGCGAAACGAUUGAUUGGUAGGAAGUUCAGUGAUGCAUCAGUUCAAGGUGAUAUGGAGCACUGGCCAUUCAAGGUCAUUGCUGGUCCCGGUGAUAAGCCAAUGAUUGUGGUAAACUACAAGGGCGAGGAGAAACAGUUCGUUGCUGAAGAGAUCUCAUCCAUGGUUCUCACUAAGAUGCGUGAUAUUGCUGAGGCCUAUCUCGGUUCCAUGGUUAAGAAUGCAGUUGUCACUGUCCCUGCUUAUUUCAAUGACUCUCAGCGUCAGGCCACUAAGGAUGCUGGAGUCAUUGCCGGCCUCAAUGUCAUUCGUAUCAUCAAUGAGCCCACUGCUGCUGCCAUUGCUUACGGUUUUGACAGGAGUGCUGCAAGUGUGGGCGAGAAGAAUGUGCUUGUCAUUGACCUUGGCGGUGGCACUUUUGAUGUUUCUCUUGUCACCAUUAAGGCGACGGGUGUCAUUGAAGUGAAGGCCUCUUCUGGUGACACUCACCUUGGAGGAGUAGACUUUGAUAAUCGCAUGGUGAACCAUUUCGUUCAGGAAUUCAAGAGAAAGCACAACAAAGACAUCAGUGGAAGCACUAGAGCAAUUAUGAGGUUGAGGGCUGCUUGUGAGAGGGCAAAGAGGACUCUUUCAUCAGCUAUCUGGACAACCAUUGAGAUUGAUUCAUUGUAUGAGGGAACUGAUUUCUACCCAAGCAUUACUCGUGCCAAAUUUGAGGACCUAAACAUGGAUUUCUUUAGGGAGUGUGUGGAGAGUGUUGAAAAGUGUUUGAGGGAUGCCAAGAUGGACAAGAGCAGUGUCCACGACGUAGUCCUUGUCGGUGGCUCUACUAGAAUUCCAAAGGUUCAGCAGCUAUUGCAGGACUUCUUCAACGGGAAGGAGUUGUGUAAGAGCAUUCACCCAGAUGAGGCCGUUGCUUAUGGUGCCGCUGUGCAAGAUGCAAUCUUGAGUGGUGAGUACCAGGAGCUGUCGCUGUUGGAUGUAACCCCUCUGUCCCUUGGCAUUGAUGUUAUUGGAGAUGUCAUGUCUCUUGUGGUUCCAAGAAACACUACAAUUCCUACCAAAAAGGACAAGGGUUUCACUACCACUGUGGAUAACCAGUCUAGUAUAUUGUUUCAAGUGUACGAGGGUGAGAGAACAAGAACAAGCGACAACAACUUGUUGGGCAAAUUUGAGCUCUGUGGCAUUCCUCCUGCCCCUAGAGAAGUUCCACAAAUCAACGUCUGUUUUGACAUUGAUGCCAAUGGUAUCUUGAAUGUCUCGGCUGAGGACAAGAGCACUGGUCAAAAGAACAAUAUCACUAUCACUAAUGAAGAGAACAGGUUGUCCAAGAAAAAGAUUAAGAAGAUACUUCAGGAAGCUGAGAAGUACAAGUCUGAAGAUGAGGACUACAAGAAAAGGGCUGAGGCCAAGAAUACUUUGGAGGCUUGUGCGUAUAGGAUGAGGAACACUGUGAAGGAUGAAAAGAUCAGUUCUAAUCUCUCACCGGAAGACAAGAAGAAAAUUGAAGAUGCUAUUGACGAGGCAAUUCAAUGGUUGGAAGGAAACCAGCUUGCAGAGGCAAAUGAGUUUGAGGACAAGAUGAAGGCGAUUGAGAGCAUCGGCAACCCCAUCAUUGCCAAGAUGUACCAAGCUGGUGGCGGACCGGACAUGGCUGGUGGCAUGGCUGAAGAUGGACCCUCGGCCGGUGCAAGUGGUGCAGGCCCUAAGAUUGUGGAGGUUGAUUAAGUAGUUAGUAUUUUUAAACGCUAUUAGGAGAUUAUACUUUAUAUUUUUUGUUGUUUGAUGUUUUGGGUUGUAGUUGUUUUGAGGGAUUUUACUGGUGGGAAGUCUAUUAUUUUCUGGUUGAUGGAUCUAUUUUAAUGGAGACAAGUUUUUCUUUGAUAA
Cornus florida is the source of this 2267-nucleotide messenger RNA. RefSeq names its product heat shock 70 kDa protein 4-like. Gene Ontology annotation, molecular function: ATP-dependent protein folding chaperone; misfolded protein binding; ATP hydrolysis activity. The record is from RefSeq and is a predicted model, not a curated record. Gene Ontology annotation, biological process: protein refolding; cellular response to unfolded protein. NCBI's taxonomy places the organism in Eukaryota, Viridiplantae, Streptophyta, Magnoliopsida, Cornales, Cornaceae. The transcript has 2 exons. Gene Ontology annotation, cellular component: cytoplasm. The coding region runs from base 162 to 2108 and encodes 648 amino acids.